Messenger RNA from Esox lucius (northern pike), 6899 nucleotides. RefSeq names its product phosphodiesterase 8B (gene pde8b). The coding region runs from base 597 to 3209 and encodes 870 amino acids. The transcript is spliced from 22 exons. The record is from RefSeq and is a predicted model, not a curated record. Lineage: Eukaryota; Metazoa; Chordata; Actinopteri; Esociformes; Esocidae. Gene Ontology annotation, biological process: signal transduction. Gene Ontology annotation, molecular function: 3',5'-cyclic-AMP phosphodiesterase activity.
UAUACAAUGAUGUAUAGGAAAGCUAGGGGAAUUACUGAGCUUAGCCAAAUCGCAAAGGUUUGAAAUGAGCGAGUGUGAUCCAGUAAUUCCACUCUGCGUUUUUCUUUUCCUCCAAUGAUCAUGGUGAUAAGGAGAGGAGCGUCUUUAUGACACCAACAUUGCUUAAUGUUUAUGGAUGGUUACGUUCACUGGCACGGCUAAGCUACAGAAGAUAAUUCUAUUAAUCGACUAUAUGUUUUGCGUAGCGAGCCAUCAUCAGAUUACAGGCCUAUCCAUAUGAUGUAGGCAACCCUUAACAACCUCAACUAUGCCCCUUUUUACGGAAUAUAGCCACUGGUUGUGAAUUCAACAGCAGCAGCAGGGGAUAACAAAGGAAAACAUUAAACUAAUUCAACGGAUACAGUUGCGUAUGCAUGGAUUAACGGAGACGAGAGUUUAGCGGCGACAUUAUAGAGAGAUGGAACACCAUUUGUGAGGGCGAGAGACGACCAGUAGCAACCGAUGCUGAGAGAGAACAACAUCAUCCGGGAGUGUUACCUCCGAGAGAGCGCUGUUUUACUUUCAUCAGAGAUCUGGCUCAUGACCAACGGUCAGGCAUGGGCUGCGCUCCUAGCAUCCACGUCUCACAGAGCGGCGUGAUCUACUGCCGAGACUCAGACGAGUCCAACUCUCCGCACCAGACAACCACCAUCUCGCAGGGCACUGCGACCACACUGCAUGGGCUGUUCAUCAAGACAGAUGCGGCGGACACCAUCCCCUCUGUAAUCACCUAUCAGAGCAGGCACUCCCGGAACAACUCUCACCGAGAGAGAAGAGAGAACAGCGGUGGACACAUCUGCAUCGAGGCCGAGACCCAGACCAGUCACACCAGUGUCAAGGUUUCAGCUACAGAAGAAUGCAUAGGACCUAUGAGACUGACCCAAGAACCGAUACAGGUCCUGCUUGUGUUUGCAAAGGAAGAUGGUCAGAGUGAUGCAUUCUGGUGGGCGUGUGACCGUGCAGGAUUCAGGUGUAACAUUGCCCGAACACCUGAGUCCGCUAUUGAGUGUUUCCUGGACAAGAGCCAUGAGAUUGUGGUCAUCGAUGGACGCCACUCACGAUACUUUGAGCCAGAGGCUGUCUGCCGGUUGAUACGUGCCACUAAGCCCUCAGAACACACAGUCAUCAUGGCCGUCGUACCAGAGACGCCUUCAGAUCAGGAGGAGCAGUCUGUUCUUCCUCUCCUUUGCGCCGGGUUCAGUAGAAGGUAUACAGAAAACAGUAGUGUUUCUGCCUGCUAUAAUGAGUUACUCCAGGUAGAACAUGGAGAGGUGCGCUGCCAGUUCAAACUCAGGGCGUGUAACUCCGUCUUCACAGCUCUGGACCACUGUCAGGAGGCUGUGGAAAUCACCAGUGAAGACCAUGUCAUACAGUACGUGAACCCAGCAUUUGAGCGAAUGAUGGGUUACCAUAAAGGAGAGUUGAUAGGGAAAGAGCUGACGGAACUCCCCAAGAGUGAUAAGAACCGAGCAGACCUUCUAGACACUAUCAACACCUGCAUUAAGAAAGGAAAGGAGUGGCAGGGCAUCUACUAUGCCAGGAAGAAGUCAGGAGACAGCAUACAACAGCAUGUCAAGAUCACGCCUGUUAUUGGCCAGGGAGGGAAAAUACGCCAUUUUGUGUCCAUCAAGAGACCCCACAGUGACAACAACAAACAGGUCCAUAAGAUCAACAGAGAUGGAGAACACUCCCUGUCAGAGAGCCAUUCCCUGCGUCACAGAGACAGGAGGAAAGAGUCGGUCGACGCCAGGUCAGUCAGCUCACGUGGCAGUGAUGCUCCCACUCUGCAGAACCGCAGGUACUCCUCUGUUGCCAGGAUCCACUCUAUGACUAUAGAGGCUCCCAUCACCAAGGUGAUCAACAUCAUCAAUGCGGCCCAGGAGUCCAGUCCGGUGUCGGUAGCAGAGGCACUGGACAGGGUCCUGGAGAUCCUGAGGACCACAGAGCUGUACUCCCCUCAGCUGGCCUCCAAGGAGGACGACCCCCACACCAACGAUCUCGUAGGAGGGCUCAUGAGUGAUGGCUUACGCAGACUUUCUGGAAACGAGUAUGUCUUCUCCAAAAGUACUUUUCCAAAUAUGAGCCAGAGUCAACUGGCCAUCCCGGUAACGCUGAAUGAUAUCCCACCUGCCAUUGCUGAGCUGCUGGAUGAUGAGGACCAAUGGGAGUUUAACAUCCUAGAACUGGAGGCUGCCACCUGCAAGAGACCUCUGACCUACCUGGGCUUGAAGAUAUUUGCUGGGUUUGGUGUGUGUGAGUUCCUGAGCUGCAGUGAGGUGACACUGCGCUCCUGGCUCCAGGUCAUCGAGGCCAACUACCAUGCCUCCAACUCCUACCACAACUCCACCCAUGCUGCUGAUGUCCUACAUGCUACAGCCUACUUUCUACGCAAGGAGAGGGUCAAGGGCAGUCUGGACCAGCUGGAUGAGGUGGCUGCAUUAAUCGCUGCGACGGUGCAUGACGUGGACCAUCCGGGGAGGACCAACAGCUUCCUGUGCAACGCUGGAAGUGAGCUGGCGAUCCUGUACAAUGACACGGCCGUGUUAGAGAGUCACCAUGCUGCCCUCGCCUUCCAACUCACUGUCAGAGACAGCAAGAGCAACAUCUUCAAGAACAUGGACAGGCCUCAGUUCCGGACAUUGAGGCAGGCGAUCAUAGACAUGGUGCUGGCUACAGAGAUGACCCGACAUUUUGAACACGUCAACAAGUUUGCCAACAGCAUCAACAAACCAAUGGCUGCCAGUGAGGAGUCCAGUUCUAAUAGUGAAGGCAGCGACAAUGAGGGACCAGCCGGCAUCCGGAACAGUCCAGAGAACAGGCUGUUGAUCAAGAGAAUGAUGAUUAAGUGCGCUGACGUGGCCAACCCCUGCCGACCCCUGGAGCUCUGCAUAGAGUGGGCUGGACGCAUCUCUGAGGAGUACUUUGCGCAGACUGACGAGGAGAAAAGACAGGGUCUGCCUGUGGUCAUGCCAGUGUUUGACAGAAACACCUGUAGUAUCCCAAAGUCCCAGAUCUCCUUCAUAGACUACUUCAUCACAGACAUGUUUGACGCCUGGGAUGCCUUUGCCAGUCUACCUGGCCUCAUGGAGCACCUGUCAGAGAACUACAAAUACUGGAAGGGUCUGGAUGACAUGAAGUGCAAGAGCCUGCGGCCACCCCCUCCUCCGUGACGCCUCAUCCCACCCUUACAUCCCUCCCCUCAUCCCACCCUCUCUCUGGGCACAGGGGACAGCGAAUGUAGCCUGGGUGCUGGUAUUAAGCCCCUCCCACUGUGAUUCAACCCAGCUCCACACACACUGAACUAUACUGGAGCCUGCAGGCCUCAGAGUCUGGAGCUUGGAGCCCUGAGAAAAGACUAGGAGACAGACAUACUAGCUGACUUGUGGACAGCCUAUUCCCCUGAAGGGUUCUGCAUCUGACCACAGCCCCAGCCCACACAUCUUUCCCAUCUUUGGUUACGUGUUGCUUCAAACUAAUUUAAUUCAGAGAAUCAUAAUGAUGCCAGAUGACAGAUUUAGCAUUGGGGGACUAUGUUCAAAAGUAGUGCACUGGAUGGGGAAUAGGUAGAUGUGCCCACUAAGAGUCAAUCAAGCCUCUUCCCUCUCUGGUUCUUUUUCUGCCUCUGAUCGCUUUCUCCAGCCCCCUGACAAUCUGUCCCAGCCUUAACGGUUGAUGACCAACAAGCUUCACACCAAUUGCACUUUAGCUGCUCAGACUUGGCACUCCCCUCUAUCUCAGUUUUUUCUGCUCUCUUCUCUCAGGCAAGUGUCUGUUGUGUUUCAAACUGCUGCUCCGUUUCAUACUGCUGCUCUGUCUCCUACUACUGCUCUGUUUUGUACUGCUGCUGUUUUGUACUGCUGCUCUGUUUUAUACUGCUGCUCUGUUUUAUACUGCUGCUCUGUUUUGUACUGCUGCUCUGUUUCGUACUGCUACAGUACUGUUUGAUACUGCUGUACUGUUUCAUACUGCUGCUCUGUUUCAUACUGCUACAGUAGUUUCAUACUGCUACAGUACUGUUUCAUACUGCUGAUCUGUUUCAUACUGCUGCACUGUUUCAUACUGCUACGGUACUGUUUCAUACUGCUGCUCUGUUUCAUACUGCUGCUCUGUUUCAUACUGCUACAGUGUUUCAUACUGCUACAAUACGGUUUCAUACUGCUACAGUACUGUUUCAUACUGCUGCACUGUUUCAUACUGCUGCUCUGUUUCAUACUGCUACAGUACGGUUUCAUAUUGCUUCUCUGUUUCAUACUGCGGCUUGGCUUUGUCUGUUUCUUCUGUAGCAGGUUGUAAAGCUGAGAUGGAGACCAAUACUUGAACUGAUGAACUCAUUAUAGUGUACGUACCACAACUAAAGGAGGGAUCAAAGAGACAUUUUAGACCUGUUCUGUUCACUCAAGCACAUGUGAAACAUGCACACACACACACUGUACUCACCCCCCCAAACAGCCAAAUUAAAGAGCUAACUCAGUUCUCCUUCUCUGGCCAGCCGGAGGUAUGAGGUAAUACUGAGAUCUGAUAAGCCCUGUUAGGCAGGGAGCCAUGCAGAGACGUGUGUGUACAUGCAUAUGUGUUUCGUGUGUGUUUCUGUGUAUGUUUGGCAGCAUCCCCAGAUCAGUCAAAGGUCUGUGUUCGCUCCAUACCUGGGACGGUUACAGUGCAGAGCCCAGCUGAGCUGACUGUAGUAAUAUAUCUCUCUAUGGGGAUCUGCUCAAAGAGAUCUGCUCAAAGAGCCAGGCCUUAUGGGCAGCAAGCCCACCACCAGGCUCCCCUCUGGGGCUUGAAUAGCUCUUACUCAGCCCCCUUUGGAACUCAGCUCCAGACAUGGCUCUUAAAAGGAAACGAUCAGUACCGGGGCUUAAUGAGAGCAGUUUUAAGACAGUAUUAGAAUAAAAAGCAACAAGUGAGGAGAAACAGCAACAGUAGGUUAGCGUUCUGUUUUAGACAGGCAUUAAAGGUAGUCUCGCUACAGUACUUUAAAGCAGGUCAAAGUUCAAGGGAAACAGAACAUCCAUUUGAACAUUAAAGACAACGUGUAGUGGGCACAGGCCUUCUGAAGGUAAUCCUUUCUUCAAAAAUGAAGGAAACUAAUUAUAUGAUCACAAAAUAAGCUACUCCAAAGCCCAGUUGGUUGAUUUCUAACAUUCCUUCUGUUCUCUAGUGUGCAUCAGUAGGAGUAAGUCCUUUUUGUCCCUCCUGUAUCCCCAUAGCAUGUUGGUUGUCCAUUUUAAAGUAGCAUGGCAGUGUGGUCUGAGCCGAGAUCCAUCUCACAGCAGCCUGAUGAAACCACUAUGGGAUAGACACAACAUAAAAGACCUAAAUGCCCCUGUGUAAUAUUAAUAUUAUCCAUAUUCAGUGUACUAUAUAUGUAGUGAGAGACUCAGGCACACUUAGCUCUUAGGGCUUGAACAGUUGCAUCUUAAAUGCACCAUUUUGCCAAUUGCAGUAUAAUUACUACUUUUACCAAAAACAAGUGCACUUUAUGGUGUCAUUUUGGAUUCAAACUUUCUUUAGAUUAAGUACCAUAAGGCUUGGUUCCAUUGGGUUUUCAAAACUGACUUUUCCUUUAAAACAUCUGAAAUGCAAUCAUGUCAACAAGCUGUCUUCUUGUUCCCGUCACAUGACUAUGUAGCAGUCUCCCUCUAGUGGUUGGCAGGCAGGUGCAAUAAUUUCCUUCUGCAGCAGCAGCAGCCGUACAUUACAGGCAGUCACCAGUGUUGUGAAUGGGUGCUAAGCUUGGAGUUCCAUGCGUGCAUGUGAAUUUAAUUUUAAGAACAAGAAAAAUACAUCUUGUGUACGUAUUUAACCAAAGGCACAAUGAUCAUCUUCAAGGUGCCUUAGUCUUCUCUCUCAAACGCAGUCCAGAGUUCAAAUCCUCAAUUAUUAUUUUUGUAACUUUGAAUCAAACGGUUUGUUGGGCUUCAUAUGAUACAUUAGGCUUAGUGAGCAGCUGAACAAAGCCACCAAACUAAGCAAUAGAAAUACCUUAGAAUUUCAAUCUGGCACUUAGACUUCGUUACAUUUCUUUGCUCUCGCUCAGUUCUCACGUUUCUUAUCUCCUCAUUCUGUUUGGUCAAAGCAUCUCUACAUUCAGACUGACAUUCCCUGGGUGCCUACAAGAGCCUGUUAGUAAAGAACAGUGAGAUUGACAUUGACUGUGUGCUAGUUUCAGAACACACAUUUAGAAAAACGCCUUAACCUCAUCCCAUUGCUCAUUUUGUCAAAGCUUUGCUAGAUUCACAGCUAUCUUCCACUAUGAAACUGCUGUAAACUACCUAGCUACGGGUGACAACAAUCCCAAUCUAGCCUCCCGUUGACUGUCCACAUCAAUCUAUUUUCUAUUGACGACUUUUUUCCCCCAGUUGUCAAGUAACUUUAUCAGAUCCAACCAAUGUCACCCACAUGUUUGCCCCCCACUCAAUAAAGACGUGUUUCUGCUGAGUCUGGAGCAUCAGUGAGAAUGUGCCAAUCGCUUAUUUUCUGUCAACUAAUAGAAACUCUGUAAGCAUUAAUGUACUGUAAAUAAGUUAUAUUUUUAAAGAGAAUUCUGAAUUGUUCAUCAUUAUUGGCUGUGAAAAGUCAAACGUAAAGUGUAAUAGAAAUAUUUUAUGUAUUUUUGAAAGAUUUGAUGGUUUGAUGCAUUAGCUUAAAUCUGCUCUGGUUGGAUUCUUCAGGGUUGAAUGGAUAUGAUUUCAUUUUUUUCUGGUCUCUGUCAGAGUAUGUCUUAAUUAGUUUUUCUUUGUCAAUACUUUUAAAAUGUAUUAGUGAGAAAUAAUAAAAGGAUUUCAAAAAAUUGUACACUUAACAAGAAUUUAAAUGCAACAUGUAAAGUGAAAUAAAUAAAAGAUUCUGAAAUCUUC